Anoplophora glabripennis (Asian longhorned beetle) is the source of this 1969-nucleotide messenger RNA. RefSeq names its product MFS-type transporter SLC18B1-like. The record is from RefSeq and is a predicted model, not a curated record. The transcript has 8 exons. Gene Ontology annotation, molecular function: transmembrane transporter activity. Gene Ontology annotation, biological process: transmembrane transport. The coding region runs from base 309 to 1841 and encodes 510 amino acids. NCBI's taxonomy places the organism in Eukaryota, Metazoa, Arthropoda, Insecta, Coleoptera, Cerambycidae.
CUGAUCUUAUUUAUAAGAAAUACGGUAUUCUAGAAAAAGUUGGCACUUUUUAAGAACUAUAGUGACAAUUACUCAGGAAUGUUAACAGUGUUGAUAUAUUCAGAUUAAUUUCUAAGUACUAUUUAAUUAUGCACACUUUUUCUAGUGCAAUAUGGUGGUACGGAAAUACUUGUAUAACAAUUAUUUAAUUUUUAUGCAGCUUUCUAAUUUUUAUGUGAUUUUUUCAUAAGAGUGUAGCUAAAACAAUUGUUUGAUGACCAGUGUUAGAAGAAAUAACAAAAGUGUGUGUUAAAUUAAUUUCAGUCAAAAUGGUAAAGUUUACAAAGAGGCAGUGGUUAACGUUAAUAGUUAUAAGUAUCGCCGAUUUUUGUAAUGCCAUAUGCGUUUCCCUUCAAGCUCCUUUUUACCCACAAGAAGCUGAAAAAAAAGGAUGUUCUGCAACAGAAUAUGGUUUAGUUUUCGGAAUCUUCGAAUUUGUAGUAUUUUUAAUUAGUCCAAUAUAUGGACAACAUCUUAAUAAAAUAGGACCUAAAAUUACUUUUAAUGGAGGAAUAUACACUACUGGAGUAUGUGCCAUUUUGUUUGGUCUCCUGGACAAGGUAGAAGGCCAUUAUCCUUUUAUAAUUUUAAGUUUUGUAAUAAGAAUCGUAGAAGCAUUAGGAAAUGCAGCAUUUUUGACUGCAAGUUUUGCUAUAAUUGCAAAAGAAUUUCCCGACAAUGUGGCAACAACUUUUGCAUCUCUAGAAACAUUUUUCGGUUUGGGGCUAAUAGUUGGACCAACUGUUGGUGGAGCUCUUUAUGAAGUUGGAAGGUAUACACUGCCUUUCGCAGUUAUGGGCUCUGCCUUGUUUAUGUCUGCUAUCUUAACAGCUAUAGUUUUACCAAAACAUGAAGCCGGUACAGACAGAGAAGCUGGACCGUCAAUAUUCAAAGCUCUCAAGAUUCCAGGAGUGAUGUUAGCUGCGGCUAGCAUUAUAGUGACAAGUAUUUCCAUCGGGUUUCUUCAAGCCACAUUCGAACCUCAUCUUCGGCCCCUUAAUUUAACAGGCAUUGAAUUGGGGCUUAUGUUUGUAGUAAAUGGAGGAACGUACGCGAUUAUAGCUCCAGGAUUUGGAUGGCUGUGUGAUCGGUUCUAUAAUCCAAAAAUUGUUACAAUUGUAGGAACAAUACUUGUCGCUGCAGGAUUCAUGUUAAUUGGUCCCGCACCUUUUAUACCUGUACCAACGAUAUUAUGGUUGACCAUUUGUGGAUUGGUUUUGCACGGUUUAGGCAUGGCAGCGCAGUUAGUUGCUUCCUUCACAGAUGCUUUAAGGACAAGUGUAGCUCAUGGUUUUCCUAACAAUUUAGAAACGUUUGGCUUAAUAUCUGGAUUAUGGACAAGUACCUUUGCUUUAGGGGCAUUUAUUGGACCUUCAAUUAGUGGUAUUCUAUACGAUAGUAUAGGCUUUAGAAACGCUUCAAUAUUUAUAAUGGCAAUUCAUCUUUUUGUUGGAUUUGCAGUCACAAUAUUUAUUUGCUUUUCAAAAACUCAUCCAGCAUAUGUUGAAAUUAAAGAAGAUAAAUUGGCAAGUGGAGACACCAGCCUUUAUAUAAAGUCGCAAAGUCAGAGCAGUACUACGGAGAGUAUGAAGAGCAUAAGAUCCGUCGGUAAUGGAAUAUCAAUUGAAAAAAGCCGUCCUCCUGGUAUGAACAGUUUAAUAGCAUGUAAUAGCUACAAAAGCCAAGCGUGGCCGAAGAGAGAUGCGUCUAGUCUCAAUUUAGCACCAUACAGUUACAGUUAUGGAGCCACAGAUCAACGGAAUGGCAUUACAUCUACUUCAUAUUUGCAAGGGGUGGCUUAGUUUUCCGUGAAACAAAUAUGUAGUAUUGAUAUUAAAUUUUCGUUGAAAUACAACAAUUUUGUCGUACAAUUUUUUUAAGAUUAUUAUUUGAUAUGUAGGUACUUGACUAAUAAAUAUUUUUUAUAGUU